This is a messenger RNA of Heterobilharzia americana, 10377 nucleotides long. The record is from the annotation of a GenBank genome assembly. Lineage: Eukaryota; Metazoa; Platyhelminthes; Trematoda; Strigeidida; Schistosomatidae.
AUGAAUUCUGGUAAAAGGAAGUUCGUACAGCAUAUUAUUCCAAAUCCUCAGCCUUUCAAGUCUAGAGAUAAUUCCUCAUUUGGUGACAAUGGGUUGCCAGAACAAUGGUGCUCAUCUAUUGCUUUACCAAUCGAUUACGAAGAAUAUAUCACGAAAAAUAAAGCUCUUAUAGUCAAUGAUCCUUACCGUGAAACUAUACUUUUCCCACAAGAAGAUAUCAAACUAAUCCGAAUUCCUCAUUGUCAUCAGACGCUAAAUAAUGGUGUUCCUCAAGUUGCACUUAGAAACAGCGUAUUUAUCUCGAAUCCAUUAGCUCGCCAUGCAGUCACAUUUUUCUCAACAGCAGAAUGGAGCUAUAUUCAACAGUUAUCUUCCAAUUAUCGUGGGAGUUUUCACCUACUUCCGUUCAUGAAUGAUAUCAAUGAAUUUGGUGGGACACUGUCACAGUAUUGGUUUUGGAUCGAUCAUUCGCUAAACAACAACGAUAGUCCUGACCACAUUUUUGAUUCUACUCACCUACCAAAUAUCAUCGGUUCUAAAUCUCGAGCAUCUACAGGACUUCAGGUUCGUAGCCGUCGAUCAACUACUACUACCAGCGGUUUGGCAAAAAGUAGUCAAACCAUAGCUGAAUCCGCUACAACUGGAUCAGCUGCUCGAUUUACAGCCAAUUUCCAGUGUAAAGACCAAGUAAAAUAUGAAAAAGUCAACUCCGAUAGUGCACUAUCCAGACGAGGCAGUAAAACAAAAGAUCAAAUACAGUCUGAUGAAGAAUUAGUCAGUGAUAAUAGCAAUAACAUGCCAAAAUUGAGUUUUGAUAGUAAACAGCCUGAAAAUGGCAAGCUUUCGCCUAUCUAUUUAGAAUGUCAACUAGUGAUGUGUAAUCGAGAGAAGUAUCAAAAUUAUAUACGCGUUCUUGAAGGAUUACUUUCUUCUAGUAACAGUGAUAAAAAUAGCCCUUCUACUAAUACGUUUCCUACCAAUGUUGGUAAUACUACAAAGUCAAUAUUUGAAACGCAUGACAAAAAAUGUUAUUGUCUGAGACAAAUACAAAUUGAAGAAUUAUCUGAAUAUCACAGACAAAAGAAUUCUCUAAAAAACGCUGGUAGAACACAAAAUCUAUCUGUUGGUCUUCAUGUCAUUGCACCAUAUGACUGGCGUGCCUCCAAGGUAUAUUCGUCCAAUGAAGCUCAGAAUGUUGUUUAUCUAGAUAUGGUUGACUCAGUACGUCCUAUAGGUGAUCAUUGGCUACGUUUAGAAAAGUUGCUGCCAUCUGCAUCAUCUUCUUCACCAACGCAUUUUAUGCAGUCAUUCGAUAAUAAAUUCAACGAUUUGUCAUCAUUGAAUGACGAAGUAUUCAUUUAUUUCGAUCCUGUCAUGAAUGAUGCAAUAGAAAAGCGUCAAAUAUGGUUGAAUGCAAUUGAAUCAGCUUUAAAAUUAGAACGCUAUAAACGACAUGUGGGAUAUCAUCAUCAUCGUCACAAUCAUCAACAACAACAUUCUUAUUUUGGUAUGAAUAAUUCAGAUACGACUGGAAAUGAUAUAGAUUUAUUCAAGCGAUCUAACAACGCUGAAUCAGUACGCAGUGCUUUACAACGAUACGCUCAAGAAACUGAAUUGUUCGUCAUACGUCAACGUCAGAAAGGAAGAAUAAAAGUGAUAACACUCUUUCCAGAAAUUAGAAUAAGCCAGUAUAAAGGAAAAACGUGUUCACAUGAACACGUUGUGAAUAGUCUACUACAAACCGGUCCCAAGGAUUCUUUAUCACCAUUUCCUGAUCGAACAGUUGAAUUAUGCAGUCGACGAUUUUUAGCAACAUGUUUAAAUCUAUAUUCAAAAAUUCGAGCCAAUGUAGACGUAUCCGGAAAUGCUUCUCCUCACAUUGAGAAUCCAGAACCAUAUUUUGUCACAAUAUUUUUGGUGGAUGUGAAUGAUGGACGUCGUGUUAGUGAAGAUUUCUACUGGAAUCCUAAUUCAUCUCUAAUUGAUUCCAUGUUACCUUCAGAUCAAUUCAAAAUCUUACCCUGGUUAUCAUUAAAUAACAACACAGUAAUCGAUGUGAAAAAUCACUCCCUUGAAAUAAAUGAUACUGGUUUAUUAAAUCAUAAUUCAACUAGCCCACAUAGUAAUCAUAAUACAACAUCUGUUCGAACACGUGGACAUGCACCGCCUCCACCACAGAAUAAUGUGAUCUCUCCGUAUGGAACACAUAACUCUGUUUCCUCCGAUUGUCUACACAAAUGUCGUACAGCACUAUUUUCAAUUCCAUCAUAUUAUCACAGCAAUAAUCUUUACUUAGUUGUACGAGUUGAUAAAGUCCUUAGUGGACCGAUAAAUGUAGCAGUGGAGAAAUAUUUAAAAAAUAAUACAACUUUAAAUAACGGGAAUGUAGGUAUUACAAUGAGUGAUUGUAAAACUGGGUCUAGCAUACAACGAUCAAUGGUGAAUUAUUGUCGAAAUAUCGGUCGAUAUCGUAUGCCAUUUGCUUGGGGUGCCAGGUCACUAACUAGCUCCAGUCGUUUCAUCCACCUAUUCAAGAUGGAUUCGAACAAAACGUCUGAACAGGGGUUAAUUCAAUCUGUUCAAAUGUUAUCACGUCUAUCAACUGAUUCUAGCUCAGUGCCAACAUACAAGGACGGUUGUGCAAAUCUAACAAGUGGUACUACUACUACUACGAUUGCUAAUAAUAACGAUAGUAGUACUAUUGAUGCCAAUCAUCAUAACAUCCCAGAAUCUUUGAUUCAAAUGUCAGGAAUUCAAUCAAGCCAACUGAUUAAAUCAUCCAAAACUAUUGGUAAUAAUAAUAAUGCUAAUUUGAAUAAUCGUUCGCCGACUAAGGAUAAUACAUUCUAUCCAACGGAGCAAGAUCGUAUUUUCAUUGAUAUGGCUGAGCGUUCAUUGAAAACUCAGAUGUUACCUUUUCGAUUUGAAUUAAUUACUAGUGAAUUAAUUGAUCAAUAUGCAGAUCCCAAUGCAAAAAUCAUAUCACGUGUUAUCAGUUCAAAUCUAGAAACAUUUGUACCGACAAUUAAUUUAACAACAAGUAGUAAUUCAUUCAACUGUUAUAUACCAUCCACUCAUCCAACGUUAAUGUCAGAUGAAGUUAUACGUGAAGUGGAAAAUUUGUUUGAUUUCACUUCUUUUACAUCAUCAUCUACUGCUGUAGGAACACUUCAUAAUGAUGACUGUGGAUCUAGUGUAGCACUUUGCAAUUCAGAUGAUGCCAAUUCACCGUCUCGUACUGGAAGUCUUCAAAGAGGUUAUCGAAUGAAUUCACUCACUGGCAAAAGUAACAGAGAUUCUAUUCUAUCGAAUGCCAGUAUGGGAAGCUUACCUGGUACACUUGUUACAACUGAUUUGCCGAGGAUUUUGAACACUACAACGCCUCAAAUACGUGCGAAUUCACUUGAUCGACCUGACCAGUUAGGAAACCGAAAUGAACAUGGAUUAGGCCUACACCACAAUACAGCAUCAAAAUUGCUACCAUUCACUUCAUUCUUCAAUACUCUUUAUGUAUGCCCGAAAUCUCUGAAUAUGUCGGUGAAACAUAACUUUCCAAGGGCGCGUAAUCUGUCGUGUUUUAUCGAACUACGCUCGAAUGAUACUCUGGAUAGCUCAGCUGCAUUAAAGGUUUUCUAUACUCGUCCAAGUGUACGUCAAUCAAUAUUCGACUCAUGGUUUAAUACAUCUGUUAUGUAUCAUGAUACCUCUCCAGAUUUUGGUGAACAGGCUAAAAUCUGCCUUCCAUUGAAUUUGACUUCAGAGCAUCAUUUAUUAUUUCGUUUUUAUCAUGUGAGUUGUGAGACAGCUGCGACAAAUUUGAUCGCUACAAAAGAUAAAUCCAGUAGUUACAAAAAGCCAGUUGAAUCUAGUACAGGUUAUUCAUGGAUUCCAAUACUUGGUACGGAUGGAAAUUUAAAUGUUGGUACAUUCCAACUACGUGUUGCGUCAACUAUUCAACCGGGCUAUUUAAAGCAUUCAACUGUACAGAGUACUCGAAGCUCCAACAAUCAAAACGUUACUGGAACUACUUUAUCAUUUAUUAAUAGUACCAGUAUUGGUAAUACAAAUAAUAGUAAUUCAGUUGACUUGACAUGGAUUGACAAUGGGAAAUAUCUAUUCAAAGUUGAUUUGAAACCGUUAUCAUCAAUUUACACUCAUGAUCCAGUAUUGUCAAGAUUUUUCCGUGUUUGUGGAGACUUACUGCCACGCGUACUAUUCAUGUCACCUUGGAAAAGUGCUAUAUCUGAUAAACAGAAGCAAAAUCGUGUCACCUUCCGUGAUGAUCUAAUUGUACAAUCAAAUAAUAACGAUGUACCAACAACGAAACGCACUAGUAGUAUUAAUCUUAGUAAUCACAACAAUACUGGUACUAGUAGCACUAGUAUUCUACAAAAUGCCACAUCAAUCAGUCUACACCUAUGUAAUGCAAUGAAAGCUAUGCUGUUAAUCAGUCCAACUGGUCUCGUCCAAUUCUUACCAAUAAUAUUGAAUCAAUUUAUGGAGAUAAUUAUUCUAAGCUCUGAGACAAGUGCAAGAUGGUUUCAUCUACAUCAACAACAACAACAGUCGUCACCUCAAUCAUCUGAUUCAACCAACAAUCACCAUCUUAACAUUUUAGAAUAUUCAUGGUUUAAAAGUCUAAAGAAUAAUUUCACUGGUAACAACAGCAGUAGUAGUGGUACUAGUAAUAGUACACCGGACGAUGUGUUGAAAACAGCUGUUAGCACUUUAGCUAUGUUAAUUUCUGAAUUGAAUGCUCAAAUUCCAAAUGACAGUUUAUACUAUCCACUACAUUCAACUCAUGAUAUGUCCUGUUCAGAUAGUGUAAUCAACUCGAACACAACGGCUGGUGGUGAUCGUUUACAGCAUAAUUUACUGAAAACUUAUGUGGAGUUUGCAUUUAAUCCAGAACAAUUAUUGACAAUUUGCAUCAAUCAUUAUUUGAAUGAAAAAGAUCAAAUUAUUUUGGAUACAAAGAAUGAAGUGAUUGAUAAGAAAAUGAAUUUAUCGACAGCGACGAUAACAGCACCAGGAGCUCCAAUGGUGGUGACUGCAACAACAACAUCACUGCCACGAAAAUCAAUAAUUAAUCAAUACUUUCCUUUAUCUUCUCUUCAUCAUUCAAUAAUUCGUGGUUUAAUUCUAGUAUUGUGGGAUACACAUUGUCCUGGUCAUAUAUUAGCUCACUUAUUCAAUAAUAUUUGGUUUUCACUGGCAUUGAUUAUUAAAUCAAUGACACAGUAUUUAUGCACCAGUAAAAAAAUAUGGGCUGAACGAUCUGGCGAAUCACGUUUCUCAUCAUUAUUUUGUGAAGACUUGACAGUAUUCAUCCAACUGAUUGGAUCACGUUUAUUAUCCUCUUUUGGUAAACAAACAACAACUGCAACAUGCAUCCUCCGAAAUAAAAAUAAUGAAUGUUUAACAGCACCACUGUCGACAAGCAGUGCCAAUACUACUCCAUUAUGUCAAGUGUCAUCAUCCAACGCUCAGUUAUCAAUGACUAGCUCUUCUAACUCACUAAGUAUUUCACAGACAAGUAAGUCUAUCAGCAUGAAUGAAACGUUGACACCGAGAAAUUCACUUGGUGAAUCGAUCAACCGACAGACUCAUCUUACAAAACAUACCAGUAAUGAUGUAUUUGACUUUAAUCGGAUUGAUGUUAUCUGUGCAAUGGGACAGUUUUUAGGCCAUUUAUUCAAUUUGAUGGAUAGAGGAUAUGUAUUGAAACGUGUUCGUGAUCUGCUAAUAUUUCUUGAAAUCUCUCCAAGAAUGUCUGUUGACAAAAUUGAUCAACUGAAUGAAUUACGUUUUGAAUUAAUGCGUUGCAUCUGUGAGCAUGAACACUUUAUUCAGCUGAAUUUACCGUUGUUCAAUGUAUCGGAUGGAUUAAAUGCUGGUAUUGAACUUGUGUUAACUGAUCACUUUUGUCAACAACACUUUCUAAUUGGCAUUCUGUUCAAUCAACUCAGCUGUUUAUUAUCGGGUUGUCUUAAUACUGGCAGUUGGGCUUUAUUGAAGUCUACAUCACAACGUUAUCGUCAACCAAUCACAAUUUUGCGUAAUUUGUUAAUUAAACAUAGUCUUGAUCCACGUUAUCGUAAUUCUAAGUCAAUUCAAGCUAGAAUCUGUUCAUUAUAUCUGCCAUUUGUUCGUUUAAUGCUGGAUUAUUGUGAUUCACUUGGACCUCCAGGUGGUGCCCUUCAGACUGCUGUCAUUGCGGCAGCUGUACGUCGAGAUUAUGAAGAGUCUUUAUUAGUUACAGAUGGAAAUAGUAAUUCUGGUACAUUGAAUUUAUGUCGUCGUCAGCGUUCUAUGGAUAAGUCAAACAAAACUAACAAAGCUAACAGUGCUACUACUAAUGUGAUGUAUAAUAGUAGUAUUUCACAUCGACCACAAAGUAUGCUUAGUGAUUAUUCAUUGGAGACAUUGAAUAAUUCUGAUAGAAACCUACACGCAACAAAUUCUGAUAAUGAAUCAUUUACUUCAUUAUUAUCGGCAAAUAGUGAAAGCAAUGCAUCAUCUAUUCACUCAGCGUCAAAUGGACGUUUCAGUCAUGGGAGAUCUUCUUUGUCUAGUGGUAGCCAUAAUAUUACUACUAAUGAUAGUAAUAGCUAUAGUCAGUCAGCUGCUUCUGCUGCUUACCUAACUAAAGAUGGGAAAGUGCAAAAGCAUAUCUUAGAUCAAAUUGCCGGAGUUGAUCAAGGUGGUGCUCUUCAACGCGUCUACAGAAGUAAUCGUGUACAAGAUAACUCUUCAAUAUCAACUUCAUCUGGAAUAGGAGGAAUACUGCCGAACAGUCAGUAUCCACGUUCUCAGUCUAUCCACUCUGUAGAUGGUCAACAAAACAGUUGUCUACUAUCCAGUCAUACAAGUAGUAGUACACUUACAUUGACUGGUGUUGAUAUGGAUAAUAACAAUAAUAAUAAUAUGCUAAUAAUGAAUGGAAGUAGUACUCCAGAUGAAGAAUAUUUCGAUGCUAGUCAGUUGAAUUAUAAGAAUGGUGAGAAUUUUCAAAAGCAUCAUAGUGAACUGUCACCAACACCUUUGACUUUGGAGAUUAAUUUACAAAAUUCAGAUCAAGAUUGGGCUAAACAAGUUCUUACACUGGCUGGUGUUUAUCAAAAUUGUGACAAUAGUGUGAAGUCUACAAAGCAGGCUAGUCCAAAUGCAGUGUCCACACCUGUUGAACUUCCUUUAGAGGUUAAUAUCUCUGAGAUUGAGCACCUUACAGAACGUCAAGGGAACUCAGUCUCUGGUAAUCCCCUGGAUCAUCCACACAGUCAUCAUCUAUCUCAUCAAUCUAGUUUCCAGAAAAUAUUUCUUCCUGACUUGCUGUUAACUAAAGACCAGAUCAUUCGACCGCAUGUUCAUCAUCGUCCAUGUGAACAGAACAACUCAGGUCCACGUCGUUUAACAGAUAAUUGUCAAAGAGACUUGUAUAUAUGCUUAUUGCAUAUACUGUCUACUAUAACAGUCACACAUUUAAAAGUAUUACUGCAGAGUUUCACUGUACAGGAAAGAUUACGUUUUUUGAAUAUAUUAAAAUUCUGCGUCCAACAUCUUCGUUAUCGUGGGAGACACUGUAUACAACAAUAUGAGCACAUAAGCCAUAGUGGUGUUGGUCGAACUGGUGGUACUGGUAAUCUGUUAAAUAUCAGCAGUGCUUUGGCUAGUAAUGCUGCUGGUCGUAGAAGAACUAAUCCUGUAAGUAGGAAUCUACAACAUGACAUACCCAAGAAAAAUUCACAUGAAGUAACUUCUGCAGAAACUGUUGAAGAUGUUCCCAAAAUGAAGGUUUUAUUAAAAGCAAAUUUAGCAAAUGAAUCAAGUUUAAUCAUAUUGGAUUUGUUAAGUACUUUUGCAACAGUAUUUAAAUCAGAGUUGAAUAAUUGUAAGCCAAGUGAUCCAGUGUUUCGAUGUUUACUUGAAACCUACAUUGUAAUUCUAUCCAAUAAUCCAUCGGAUCAUGUAAUACGACACACAUUUUCUGCUCUACGUGUAUUUACUAAUCAAAAUGCUCAGGCCCUAUUUUCGGAAUCAACAGAUAUUCUGAGCAUACUUUGUCUAGCUGGUUUAAGAUGCUCUAAUCAGUGUUUCCUAUCAUUGUCAUCAACUGCUUGUUCUCCAUCACUAUCAACAACCUCAUCGCCUGUAUCCAACCUCUUAGAUUCCAAUAAUGAUUCUAUAGCUGAUAAAAUCAACUUUGAUACAAAUUAUAUGCGUGGUAAACCUCCAUCAGCACCGAGAAUACGAACUACUGAAGUGAAUGAAAUAGAUCCAAUUCUGUUGAAUAACAAUAAUUAUGAUAAUGAUAAUAAUGAUCAUAUAAAUAAUCAAGCUGUAAUUAGUAAGCUUUGUAUAGACGCUUGUGGUUUUCUCUAUCGUCUGUGGAAGUGUAGUUUUGAAACGCAUCAUCAAGCUGGUUUUCAUCGUGUUCACUUACAGACAAUAAUUGCUAUAUCGAAACUUGUCAGUGAAAUUAGUCCUGGUUUUGAGGCAAGUCUAAGUCUAUUGCACAGUUUAGCUCAGACUGAUAUGCAUCGAAGUUCUGAGGUGAUCAUGACAAAGACAACAACUCCAUCCUCAACAACGACGUCAACAACACCGACAUCAACUGUACAUACAAAAAUUUGGACAGAUUCAAAUAUUCGCCUAUUUCUAGAUGAUAUUGAUGAUUUAAUUCGUCGAAUAUUAACUGUACUAACUGCUACCGCUGAAAUGCGUAGGCAUUGUGAUGAUCCUGAACGUAUAGUCGACUUACAGUAUGCACUAGCUAAAUCAUACAGUAGUAAUCCAGCAUUAAGACGUACCUGGUUGGAAGAGUUAGCUAAACUACAUUUGGAUUCAAGAAGUUUCACAGAAUUCGCUAUGACUAAGCUUCAUAUUGCUGCUUUAAUGGCUGAGUAUUUAAGACGUCGAGGCAUUUUAGAUCGUGAAUUUCCUCAAGGAUGUGAUGCAUUCCAAGCAAUUUCAUCAAAUAUUCAUUCAGAAGAAAGUGGUCUAAGAACAGAUUCUACUGUAUUGGAAAUUUCUUAUACCCAGGAGGAUUUAUUGACAGAUUUGAAUGAAGCUGCAGUAGCUUUAGAGUCAGCUGGACUAUUCGAAUGUAUACGACCUGUUUAUGCAUUGAUUCUACCGGUGUAUGAGUAUAAAUGUCAAUAUACAAAUUUAGCCCUAAUCUAUCAUCAUAUUGGUCGAGCAUAUGAAGCAAUUAGUCGUGUGGAAUCGCAUGGACAUCGAUUAUUUGCAUCAUAUUACCGCGUAACUUUUCAUGGUCAAUUAUUUGAAUCAAUGGCGGGUAAAUCGUUCAUAUAUCGGUCAAAUCCAUGUCAAAAAUUAAAUGAAAAGUGUAAUGAAUUACUACAAUUAUAUCGUAGUAAAUAUGGGGAAAAUGUUGUUGAAUUAAUAGCUGACAACUUUAUAAAUCGAUCUGCUUUAGAUGCAAAUAAAGCCUAUGUACAGGUUACUUAUGUAGAACCGUAUAAAGAAAAGAAAGAUUCUGAUAAAAAACCGUUGACUUCAUACGAAAAACACCAUGAUGUACGGCAGUUUAUGUUUGAAACACCCUUCCUUAGACAGCCAGGCUUAUCUACUGAAGCGUGUCUAUUAGCUCCAGGUCCAAAACGCAGUGAUGAUUUAACUAUCCAAUGGAAACGUCGUACUAUAUUAACUACAGAGGCAACAUUUCCACAUCUACGUCGUCGACUUGAAAUCAUUCAAGUUACGGAGACCGAUUUCACCCCAAUCGAUUCAGCAAUCGAUGCUAUUCAAUGUAAAAAUCAAGAGUUGAUGAGCCAUGUCAUAACAUUACGUAAUAAUCUGGUUACAUUUAAUAAUUCAGGUAAUCCAAAUGAAAGUGGAGAUAAUCGUGUCUCUAUUAGUUUGAUCGGUUUACAUUCACCAGUACUAACUGCAAAUACUACUGUAGUCAGUCAGAAUAAUAAUAAUAACAGUAAUAUUAAUAGUAGUAGUAGUCAUGUUGGUAAUACCAGUAAUAUAAGAAAGCAACAAUCAACUUAUCAAAUUCCCUUGUUAAUGGAUAUGCAAUUACAAGGUGCAUUAUUGCCUACAGUCAAUGCUGGUCCAAUGGCAUAUGCUCAAGCAUUUUUAAAAGUUGAAAAUCAGUCACUUUAUCCUGCAUUCAAAGUGAAUCAAUUGAAGGAGCUGUUCUUUGAUUUCUUAUCGACUUGUCUGAUAUUGCUUACACAUUAUUACAAUUUAAUGUCCAGUGUGCAUGAGGCGAAAUAUUGUGCUAUGCGAGAAGCAUUAGAUCGUUAUCGUAUAGAUUUAAGCAAUCUACUAAAAGAGGAAGUUGUUGUUGAUGAGAAGGAAUUACGAAUUCGACCGAAGUCAUCAUCUAGUCAACCUAGUAGUUAG